CAAAGGAGCAGUAAAAGGAGAGUAGCUCCCUGUGUAAGGAGUGUUUGUGUCCGGCAGCUGGAGGGAGCCGCCUUCGCUGGGCUGACCUCGGCCUUCUGCCUCACCCUGGUGCUGCUCUACUUCUGGGGACAAGCAGAGAAUGACUACAACGACUUUGACUGCCCAGAGGGAAGACGCUCCAUCACAGUAUCCAGAUUCCUAACUCUGCCUGUCUCCCCUGUGGGCCUGCUGUCACUGUGGCUGGGAAGGUUUCUCUUUGGGAACUUGGGCUUCUGGUUCCCCUGGUCUGUGGUGCUGCUGGUCCUGGCUGCAGGCUUCUUCAUCUACGUCACUGUUCUCAUGCUGCUGGCCGUGUGCUUGUUGGCAGAAGGCCAGAAGCUUCAGUUACACUGGAGUCACAAGGUUGGGAUCCUGGUGAGCUUCAUCUUCUCCGUUGUGGCCAUCAGCAUGUUGUCUGACUUAUGGGCCAAGGAAUGGAUGACGCUGCUGCUUUCCUUCCAGGUAACUGCCCCUUACUUGCAUGUGGGAGGAGUCUCACUGAUGACAUCACUGGCCUGGCCAGUAGCUCUGCACACUUUUCGCACGAGGAGCAGAGUGAGGAGGGGCCUGAUGAUGGGGGUGUACCUGACAGCGCUGAUGGGACUCUACAUGGUGCCCCUGGGUUUGUAUUCUCCAUGCAUUAAGGAGAAGGGGACCCUGGGCCCCGCCCCGGCUCUCAUUGGUCACAGAGGAGCACCUAUGCUCGCUCCAGAAAACACGCUGAUGUCUUUUGAGAAAGCAGUGGAAGCUGGAAGUGAUGGUCUGGAGGCAGAUGUCACCAUCAGGUUAGAUUUGGAUGGCGUGCCGUUCCUGAUGCAUGACCACACCCUGCAGCGCACCACCAACGUCCAGCAGGUUUUCCCCAGCCGGGCGGACUCCCCAGCGGCCAUGUUCAGCUGGAGCCAGCUGCAAAGGCUGGACGCUGGGACCUGGUUCCUCUCUGCGGAGAAUGGCUUUGCUGGACAGUACUCAUGUCAAACGGAUGGCUGUCCCCUCCAGCUGGAUCCCUUUGGAACGGCUGCCUCUCUGGGGGCAGAGCAGCGACAGCGGGCCAGGGAGCAGUCCGUCUGCAGCCUGCAGGCCUUCCUCCAGCUGGCCGCUCACACCAACAGAGUGGUCAUCUUUGACCUCUACCGGCCGCCCACAGGCCAUCCGUACCGGGACAUCUGGGUUCAGCGCACGCUGGAGGUCAUCCACAACCAAUCAUCCAUUCACUCCUCACAGGUGCUGUGGCUGCCGUCCCAUCUGAGAGCUCUAGUCCAGGAAAGUGACCCUGAGCUCCAGCAGACGUCCGGCAGCCGGCUGCCUCUGGAGGAGCUGCAGAGUAACCACAUCGUCAAACUCAACCUUCAUUACAGCUCCAUGUCCACAGAGCUCAUCAGAGAGCAUGCGGCGGUAAACAUCACCACCAACCUUUAUGUGAUCAGCCAGCCGUGGCUCUACUCUCUGGCCUGGUGCUCUGGAGUCCACUCGGUCAGUACCGAUGCCCCACAGCUGCUCAGGACCCUCAGGUCCCCUCUAGUGCUAAUGAGUCCAGAGGAGUACAACCUGAUGUGGAUUCUCACAGAUGUGCUGUCAUUUGUGCUGGUCUUUGUCUUCUUCUGCUUCCACUGGUGGAGAGAGCGGGAACUGGCCCUCUGCUCAGACAAAGGGACUCUGGACAGUGGCUUCAAAUUCAAAACAGAGAUGAGUGACAUCUGGUCAGUGUCCAACUCUAAGUCCCAAAAUGGAGCAGACGGCCAAAAUUCCAGCAAUGCCAGAGCGCUAGCUGCUGAGAGGAGCUGA
Menidia menidia (Atlantic silverside) is the source of this 1824-nucleotide messenger RNA. NCBI's taxonomy places the organism in Eukaryota, Metazoa, Chordata, Actinopteri, Atheriniformes, Atherinopsidae. The record is from the annotation of a GenBank genome assembly.